AUGGCUAUGGUCACAGCCGGAGCAGCAUACGGCCUCAGAACUCCCUCAGCUACCCUAACAAACAAUAACGACAAGGAUGCUCUGUUGUUUGGUUGGACGAAUCAGUUCUUGGCUCUCAUUGCUAUUGGCCUUGGAAAGGUUGCCCUUGUCGCUUUUAUAGACCAUCUCCAGAAGCACGAAGUAAACAAUUUCAUCGUCAAUAUGAUUGCUGCUAUAUUAGUCUUUGUUCAGUGCUCCCCUGCAAAGAAGCUAUGGGAUGAACGGAUACCCGGACACUGUCCUGGGCGGAAAAGAGUCCAGAUCUUCGGAUAUAUUCAGGGACCCUACUCGGCAUUCUGUGACUUUGCUUUAGCGGUUUACCCCGUGCUUAUAUUCCGGAAAGUCCAGGCGUUUUCAAACGCAACCAAAAUUGGCCUUUCUGUCCUCAUGGGGCUUGGGACAUUGGCUGAAUUGAUCCUGUGGAACCAGACCGAAAUGUGGGUUGUUUUCAUUGUCAGUUGCAUUCCACCGACCACAGCCUUUUUCAGGUUUACAUAUCGACAAAUUGCUAGCAGGGUUAGCUCGAUUUUCCACCGGGUACGAUCCGGCGAUGAGAUAUAA
Molecule: messenger RNA, 600 nt
Organism: Aspergillus caelatus
Lineage: Eukaryota; Fungi; Ascomycota; Eurotiomycetes; Eurotiales; Aspergillaceae
Exons: 5
Coding region: 1-600 (199 amino acids)
Source: RefSeq, a predicted model, not a curated record